AGCUCAUUGCAGCGGGGCGGCGGCCAUUUUGUGGGAUAGAGAUCCAGAGCCGGAGGGAGACAAGGGGUUUGAUCAGCUCCCGACGGCUCAACUACCAACGAUCUUCACAAAUCUUGUUCGGCAGUUUUUUUAAAAUAAAGGAAAACUUAUACACAUUUUCCAAAUUCAGGGUGAUAAAACUGCUCCUUGAUAAAGAUCCGUCCUGUUGCUCCAGCGGGUACUCGGGUAAAAGGGAGCAAUGGAUGAGAAGGCGUUCACCAAGGAGCUGGACCAGUGGAUCGAGCAGCUCAACGACUGUAAACAGCUGACCGAAAGCCAAGUGAAGACGCUAUGUGAAAAGGCUAAAGAAAUUUUGACGAAGGAGUCAAAUGUGCAAGAUGUGCGAUGUCCUGUCACAGUCUGUGGAGAUGUUCAUGGGCAAUUUCAUGACCUUAUGGAACUUUUUAGAAUUGGAGGGAAAUCACCAGACACAAAUUAUCUUUUUAUGGGAGAUUAUGUUGACAGAGGUUAUUAUUCAGUUGAAACAGUUACACUCCUUGUAGCUCUUAAGGUGCGUUAUCGUGAACGUAUCACAAUACUUAGAGGGAAUCAUGAAAGCAGACAAAUUACACAAGUAUAUGGUUUCUACGAUGAAUGUCUAAGGAAAUACGGAAAUGCCAAUGUGUGGAAGUAUUUUACAGAUCUCUUUGAUUAUCUUCCACUCACUGCCUUGGUUGAUGGCCAGAUUUUCUGCCUCCAUGGAGGCCUUUCACCUUCUAUAGAUACUCUGGAUCACAUUCGAGCACUUGAUCGCCUUCAGGAAGUUCCACAUGAGGGUCCAAUGUGUGACUUGUUAUGGUCUGAUCCAGAUGACCGUGGAGGUUGGGGUAUUUCUCCUAGAGGUGCUGGCUACACCUUUGGUCAGGAUAUUUCUGAGACAUUUAACCAUGCUAAUGGCCUUACAUUGGUUUCACGGGCUCACCAGCUAGUAAUGGAGGGUUACAACUGGUGUCACGAUCGCAAUGUAGUAACCAUCUUCAGUGCUCCAAACUACUGUUACCGUUGUGGUAAUCAAGCUGCAAUAAUGGAACUUGAUGAUACUCUUAAAUACUCUUUCCUGCAGUUUGAUCCAGCACCUCGCAGAGGUGAACCACACGUUACCCGCCGUACCCCGGAUUACUUCCUGUAAAAUCUUAUGUACAGUAUUGCCAUGAAUUAAAAGUUGACCUCUCAAAAUUGGAAGAGCAACAGUAACUUCAAUUACAAAGAAGAGUCUCAAACAUUCAGAAACCUGCCUUCACGGACCAAAAGACGUGCCAUAAUAAGUACAAACCACAGUCUGCAAAUAUCACAUUGUUCUUUUUGAGCACCGGUUCAUCAAUGCAUGCUGAUGUGUGAAAGUUAUGGGUUAAGAGCCAUGGUUUGAGCCUAGGCCUGUUUGUAGACAAGUUACUUUUGCUUUGUUCCAGAGAUUGCAGAGAUAAAGAUGUAAACAUUAAAAACUGCACCUCGUGAUAAUUUUUCUUUUAGCUAUAGCGUUACUAAGCAUGACUUGUAGAUAACAAAAAAAUAGCAGUAAACAAUCAAUGGAGCUUAAAAGAACAUUCGGAAGUACAAAGGCCUCUUUAUUUGUGAGAGUACUGAAAUCUUGUUUCAGGGAAUACUGUUUAAUUUAAUUUCUGUCUCUAAUGUUUUUCCCUUAUUUUGUCUUUGUAUCCAUAUCUGUUUAGUUGUAUGAAUCAAAUCAUUCAUUCUUUCCUCUUUAAGGAAUCAUGUCAGAGGUCUGCUACUUGUUGUUUUUCAUAAUAAACUUGUGACCUAAGAGUUGAAAUAUUUCAAAUUUUAAUUGUAUUUGGGAUUGAAGAGCAAAUGCCUUUAUGUAAAACGCGACACCAACACAUUUGAUUUUAUAAGUGUAUGUGCUACAGGCUCCAGGUUAAAAUAAUAAAGACUGAAAUUAGAGGUUA
Molecule: messenger RNA, 1946 nt
Organism: Stegostoma tigrinum
Lineage: Eukaryota; Metazoa; Chordata; Chondrichthyes; Orectolobiformes; Stegostomatidae
Product: serine/threonine-protein phosphatase 2A catalytic subunit alpha isoform
Exons: 7
Coding region: 239-1168 (309 amino acids)
Biological process (GO): peptidyl-serine dephosphorylation; mitotic cell cycle
Cellular component (GO): cytosol
Molecular function (GO): protein serine/threonine phosphatase activity
Source: RefSeq, a predicted model, not a curated record